AGCAGAGCAAGUGCAAAGGCCCAGGCGGCUCAGGGCUGCGCUCAGAGGACUGCGUUGUCCCGCGCAGUGAGCGGAACCUAAGUGCAACAGGGCCGGGCUUCCGGGGUGGCGGACUCAGGCUGGCCAGGCACCUGCAAGAUGGCGGCGGGUCCGCGGAAACGCGGCCGGGCCACUUCCACGGCCGGAGCACUGGGACACUGCGAACAAUGGCUGCGCCGCGCCUGGCAGGAGCGGCGACUGCUGCUUCUGGAGCCGCGCUACACGCUGCUGGUGGCCGCCUGCCUCUGCCUGGCGGAGGUGGGCAUCACCUUCUGGGUCAUUCACAGGGUGGCAUACACAGAGAUCGACUGGAAGGCCUACAUGGCUGAAGUGGAGGGUGUCAUCAACGGCACAUACGACUACACACAGCUGCAGGGGGACACCGGACCUCUGGUGUACCCAGCUGGCUUCGUGUACAUCUUCAUGGGACUCUAUCACGCCACCGGCGGGGGCACUGACAUCCGCAUGGCCCAGCACAUCUUCGCUGUGCUCUACCUGGCCACGCUGUUGCUGGUCUUCCUGAUCUACCACCACACCUGCAAGGUCCCGCCCUUCGUCUUCUUCUUCAUGUGCUGUGCCUCCUACCGCGUGCACUCCAUCUUCGUGCUGCGACUCUUCAAUGACCCCGUAGCCAUGGCCCUGCUCUUCCUCAGUGUCAACCUUCUGCUGGCCCGGCACUGGAGCUGGGGCUGCUGCUUUUUCAGCCUGGCCGUUUCUGUGAAAAUGAACGUGCUCCUUUUCGCCCCCGGGUUACUCUUCCUUCUGCUCAUGCAAUUUGGCCUCCGUGGGGCCCUUCCCAAGCUGGGCAUUUGUGCCAUCAUUCAGGUCAUCCUGGGCCUGCCUUUCCUGCUGCAGAACCCAGUCGGCUACCUCUCCCGCUCCUUUGACCUCGGCCGCCAGUUUCUCUUCCAGUGGACCGUGAACUGGCGCUUCCUCCCCGAGAGCAUCUUCCUGCACCGUGCCUUCCAUCUGGCACUCCUGGCUGCCCACCUCAGCCUGCUCCUGCUCUUUGCCCUCUGCAGGUGGCACCGGACUGGGGAAGGCAUCCUGUCACUACUGAAGGAGCCCUCCAAAAGGAAGGUCCCACCCCAGCCGCUCAGACCCAAUCAGAUUGUGUCUACCCUCUUCACUUCUAACUUCAUCGGCAUCUGCUUCAGCCGAUCCCUCCACUACCAGUUCUACGUCUGGUACUUCCACACGCUGCCCUACCUCCUCUGGGCCACCCCUGCGGGCUGGCUCACACAUCUGCUCAGGUUGCUGGUGCUCGGGCUCAUCGAGCUCUCCUGGAACAUGUACCCCUCCACGCCCUGCAGCUCAGCCGCGCUGCAUAUCUGCCACGCAGUCAUCCUGCUGCAGCUCUGGCUAGGUGCCCAGCCCUUCCCCCGGAGCAGCCAGCCCUGCAGGAAGACCCACUGAGCGCCACUCCCGCCCCUGCAGCCGCCCUGGAGACCUCAGACAGACGGGUGGUCAGAGUCAACUCUGUGCCAGCCUCCCUGGAGACCCCAGGCCGUGAGGGCGGCGCACGGCAGAUAAAGAACUUUCUGGAGUCCCAA
This is a messenger RNA of Erinaceus europaeus (western European hedgehog), 1592 nucleotides long. It is a transcript of the gene ALG3, whose product is annotated as ALG3 alpha-1,3- mannosyltransferase. Gene Ontology annotation, cellular component: endoplasmic reticulum. Bases 139 to 1455 code for a protein of 438 amino acids. Lineage: Eukaryota; Metazoa; Chordata; Mammalia; Eulipotyphla; Erinaceidae. The transcript has 9 exons. Gene Ontology annotation, molecular function: dol-P-Man:Man(5)GlcNAc(2)-PP-Dol alpha-1,3-mannosyltransferase activity. The record is from RefSeq and is a predicted model, not a curated record.